Molecule: messenger RNA, 1359 nt
Organism: Radiomyces spectabilis
Lineage: Eukaryota; Fungi; Mucoromycota; Mucoromycetes; Mucorales; Radiomycetaceae
Product: hydroxymethylglutaryl-CoA synthase
Exons: 4
Coding region: 1-1359 (452 amino acids)
Biological process (GO): acetyl-CoA metabolic process
Molecular function (GO): hydroxymethylglutaryl-CoA synthase activity
Source: RefSeq, a predicted model, not a curated record
AUGACUGCUACCACCUUUGAACACUACCCCGAGAAUGUCGGCAUUCUUGCCAUGGAGAUGUAUUUCCCCUCCAGAUGUGUUGACCAAAGCGAGAUGGAAACUUUUGACGGAGUCAGUGCCGGAAAAUACACUAUUGGUUUGGGUCAAGAGAAGAUGGCGUUCAUUGACGACCGCGAAGACAUUCAGUCUAUCUGUUUGACCGCGGUUCACAACUUGAUGGAAAAGUACAAUAUCGCAUACACUGAUAUUGGUCGCUUGGAAGUCGGCACGGAAACCAUCAUUGAUAAAUCUAAGUCCGUGAAGACCACUUUGAUGACCUUGUUCGGUGAACACGGCAACUAUGAAAUUGAAGGUAUCGAUACCACCAAUGCUUGCUACGGAGGUUUCAACGCUUUCUCCAACGCGGUCAAUUGGAUUGAAUCCUCGUCUUGGGAUGGUCGCUACGCCAUCGUCAUUGCCGGUGAUUUGGCCCUCUAUGCUUCGGGCGCCGCUCGUCCUACUUCAGGUGCCGGUGUGGUUGCUAUGCUCAUUGGCAAGAAUGCUCCCAUUGUUGUAGAAAGAGGUCUCCGUAGCACUCACAUGGAGCACGCUUACGAUUUCUAUAAGCCCGAUAUGCAUUCGGAAUACCCCGUGGUGGAUGGCAAAUAUUCCAACACUUGUUAUUUGGCCGCCUUUGAUGCUUGCUACAACCGUUACAUGGGCCGCCUCGGUAAGGCCUUGAAUAAGGAAAAGCCCAGCAUGGAUGACAUCGAUUACUUGGUGUGCCACUCUCCCUAUGCCAAGUUGGUGAACAAGUCGUUUGCCCGUGCUUCCUACAACGACUUUUUGAAGGAUCCCGAGAAUGAGAAGUUCGCACCUUUGGCCGGCUUCAAGGAGGUUAGCUACGCGGAAUCAUUGGAAAACCGUGAUUUAGAAAAGGCUUGUGUCGGUAUGACCAAGGCUGGUUAUGCCCAGAAGGUCGGACCUGCUGCUUUCGUUCCCAAGCAAAUCGGUAACAUGUACACUGCUGCUGUUUGGUCCGGUCUUGCUUCGCUCAUCAGCGAAGUCGAUUCCGAAACGCUCAAGGACAAGCGUGUGCUUUUGUACUCUUAUGGUUCCGGUCUGGCCGCUUCCAUGAUCUCCUUCCGUAUCACCGGUUCCACUGAUGGUAUCAAGCAAAAGUUGAACUUGAGAGAACGUUUGGCUGCUCGUACGAUUGCCAAGCCUGAAGAUUUUGCCGAGGCCAUGGCCAUCCGUGAAAAGACCCACAAUGUUCGUGACUAUGUUCCUUCCGGCAACCUCGAUCACAUUGCUUCGGGUGUAUACUAUGUCGAAAAGAUUGAUGACAAGUGGAGACGAUUCUACAAGCGCAAGGAUUAA